AUGGCAGAAAACGAAAAUAGGGAAACUCCCAACCCUCCACCUCCACCUCCACCACCUAUUCCAAGCAAACCUUCACCAAAUUGGCAAGGCAACCAAAACCUAAGACCCAACAGAAGCCCCUACAGAAGACUUUCGGAGGAAGCCGAUGUUCUAGUGCCGAGACCAAGCAUACUUUUACCUCAACUUCAAGACAAAGAAAAGAAAUUUUUCGAACUGGUGGCCUCGGGUGACGUCAUAUCUGUAAAGGAAUUCCUAGAGACUAAUCGAGACAUAAAUAUUAACUGCACCAAUUUCCAAGGGGUGACCGCCCUCCUCAUUGCGGUACAGUCCCAUGCAGAUCCAAUGGUGGAAUUUUUGCUCACCCAACAAGGAAUAGAUAUAGGGGAUUGCGUUUUACAUGCGGUCAAGGAUAACCAACCGAUUAUAUUGAUACAAAUUUUGGACAAACUUAACGAAACGGCUCCUAGUUUAGAAUUUGUAGGGGCGACCCACAGCUCAGAUUUUCCCGAUUACGUUACGCCUCUUAUCCUAGCAGCUCAAUGCGGUCACUAUGAGAUCAUCAAAAUGCUUAUCGAAAGAGGGCACACCAUCAGCAAACCACACCCUCCUACUUGUAGGUGUUCAGACUGCACGGUACAGCUGGAACACGAUGAUCUUUUACACGCGGAGAGCCUCAAGUUAAACCUUUACCGGGCAGUUUGCAACCCGGCUUAUAUUUGUUAUUCAACGCACGAUCCCAUCUUAGCUGCGUUUCACUUAUCCGAGGAGCUGAAACAGUGCUCAUUUUUGGUGCCAGAAUUCAGACUGGCUUACGCAGAACUGGCUGCUGAAGUUAGCAAUUUCGCAGUCGACUUAAUUGCUUGCUGUAGAAGCACCAACGAGAUGGAACUGAUACUGUCGCAAAGCGCAGGAAUGAAAUCGGCCAAACUAUUCGUAUUUCCAAGAUUAGUCUUGGCAAUGGACACUAAACAGAAGACGUUUGUGGCCCACCCGAAUACACAACAAAUUGUGGAGGCCGCUUGGUGCGGCGAUUGGCAUGAUUACAAGAUAAAACCGUUCACCUUCAAACUCCUCUACCCUUUCCUUCGAAUCAUCGUUCUGCCUGUAAUAACAUUGAUGAAUUUAAUAACACCAAACCAUUCUCUUGUGAAACACUGGAGCACACCUCGAAAUAAAAUGAUCAGUCACAUAGCUGCAUACAUUAUAUUUUUACUGUUGAUAUUCUUUGAGUCCAACUUGGAUAAAACUGGACAGAAGAGAAAACCGCCGAAUUCAGGAUUGGAACCGGUGAUUAUGGUGUUUGUAGCAGGAAACGUUUGGAGUGUUAUAAGGAUGCUCAUACUUCAAGGCCCAUCCAGAUAUCUGAAAAAACUUUGGAAUUGGCACGAUAUAAUAUCCAACUUCCUAUUCGUGUUGACGUUCCUCUUUUGGCUGGCCUCUUACUUCGAUGCCGUCCAUAACGAUCAAGUUGAUUUGGAAAGAAAAUAUUGGCACCAAUUGGAUCCGUUGCUGAUUGCUGAAGGAUGCUUUGCCAUUGCUACCAUAAUGGCAUUCUUCAGGUUAAUUUUCUUUUGUAGAUUAAAUUAUUAUAUGGGUCCUUUACAGAUAUCUUUGGGUAAAAUGUGUGCGGACCUAGCAAAGUACAUAAUUGUGUUUGUUAUAGUCAUUUUAUCGUUCUCAGCGGGACUAUGCAGGUUUUAUCAGCCGUACGACGGGAUGAUUCAGGUAGACAGUGACAUAAAAACUCAACAAGUCUCCUCUUUCAUCAAUUUUUCUACUACCUUAAAAACUUUCUUCUGGGCCAUAUUCUGCAUGUCUCCCUUGGAAUCAGCUGACGUUGUAAUAGAGAAUUUGCCAGGAGACACCCCUACUUCCACUAUCAUAAAUACUCACGAGUUCACCGAAGCCGUUGGCUACAUAGCUUUCGCCCUGUUUGAGGUGCUCAUAGUCGUAAUGAUUCUCAACAUGCUCAUUGCUACGAUGUCGGCUACAUUCCAAAGGGUCAUAGAUAAUCUGGACGUAGAAUGGACAUUUGGCAAGACUGAUUUUUACAUCGAGUAUAUGCUGCAGUCCACAACCCCUUCGCCCCUAAAUCUCAUACCCACACCAGGAGGGAUAAGCAGUUUCAUGGAGCUGUUGCAGGGACCUAAGGUUGCAGGUAAACAAUCACCCCCACAGGCAUGCUGUGAAAAAACGACUACUACUUCUAAUAAUGCUCCAGAUAAGAAAAUGUCCGAAUUAGAAUAUCCCGCUCUUAUGACCAUGUUGGUGCAGAGGUACUUUAGGGAAAAGGACACUGUGGUUGCGGCCGCCAGUGAGAUGGACAUUCUUAGACAAGAAAUCCAUGAACUAAAAGUUCUCUUGAGUAACAUCAUUGAAGAAAAAUAAGCUAUACUAUACAUUGUAUUAUUAAGUUUUAUUAAUAAAAAUACAUAAUUUUU
Molecule: messenger RNA, 2441 nt
Organism: Anoplophora glabripennis (Asian longhorned beetle)
Lineage: Eukaryota; Metazoa; Arthropoda; Insecta; Coleoptera; Cerambycidae
Product: short transient receptor potential channel 4-like
Exons: 1
Coding region: 1-2388 (795 amino acids)
Biological process (GO): regulation of cytosolic calcium ion concentration; calcium ion transmembrane transport; manganese ion transport
Cellular component (GO): membrane; cation channel complex
Molecular function (GO): store-operated calcium channel activity; protein binding; inositol 1,4,5 trisphosphate binding
Source: RefSeq, a predicted model, not a curated record